AUGUCGUUUACUCAGUCUUCGCAAGGCACUCAUGCCACCAGACAGGCCACGCCAGAGGAACAGAAGUUCAUCACCGACAUCCUCAAGCUGUACCAGUGCGAGCCCAACGAGCAGAGCUAUACCCACUACGCAGAGAGUGCUGUCUUCCACGACCCUGUCAGCAUAGCCAAGGGCAAGCAGAGUAUCAUGUCUCAGUUUAAUGGCAUGCCGAAAAUCUUUGCGCGUAGCGACACCAAAGGUCCGUCGUUCGCAGCUCCCAUCACGAGGACAAUCCUUACUAACAUGUCUGCAGAGAUCGCAGUUCUGGCAUCGUCAACGCCCUCUGAGCUGCAGCUGAACCUGACACAACACUAUGUUUUCAAGUCGCCGAUUCCGUUCAAGAAGGAAGGUACCGAGAAGACUGUCAACAGCAAGUUGACAUUUAAGCUCAACAGUCAAGGACUGAUCGAAGAGCACAUUGAAGAGUGGGACCACGAGACCAACCAGACGGCCGACGAUGGUUUCAUAGGCAAGCUCCAGGAGCAACGCAAGAAGAUGGAUGCAAAGAUCGUCGAGGCGACAGUCUCGAGCGAUCCCUCCAAAGCAUAA
Molecule: messenger RNA, 588 nt
Organism: Aureobasidium uvarum
Lineage: Eukaryota; Fungi; Ascomycota; Dothideomycetes; Dothideales; Saccotheciaceae
Source: the annotation of a GenBank genome assembly